Molecule: messenger RNA, 492 nt
Organism: Tuber melanosporum (Perigord truffle)
Lineage: Eukaryota; Fungi; Ascomycota; Pezizomycetes; Pezizales; Tuberaceae
Exons: 1
Coding region: 293-457 (54 amino acids)
Source: RefSeq, a predicted model, not a curated record
UAUUUUCUCGUCGGAUUGGCUUGGCUAUCUCCCCACAGGGUUCCGAUCUCUCCGCGAAGGGGGCUACAGUCCCAGUCUCCAGGUCGGGGCCCUGCCUGGAGGUAGUCAGUCUGACGAGAAAAUACGGUAAACCAAGAAAGUAAGAAAAAUUGCCCUUUUUUAACCAGGCUCCUAUACUGAACUUGUGCCGACAACUUUCUAAAAACAUUUGCGGUAUGCCGGAGUAUCGAGGAGAGUAUGGUGGAACACGCCAGGGCAAGAUGGAGAGCUCUGUUGAGCGGAAGAAUGUGCUAUGUGUUUCUUUUAUCUCCGGGGGUUUCGGAGAAUGUUCUUUAAGUUGUUUCCCCCGGCUUUAGUUUGGAAUUCUCUGAAGGAUGGACAUCUGUGGCAAGCGGGAGAUGGUGGUCGGAUUUCUUGUAUCAGUCAUGUGUUUCUCCUGUUGAGAGUGAUAAUUUAAGCACGAGAAUUAGAACUAUACCGCUUUACCUCCUA